Centropristis striata (black sea bass) is the source of this 3756-nucleotide messenger RNA. RefSeq lists its product as uncharacterized. The coding region runs from base 1548 to 2159 and encodes 203 amino acids. NCBI's taxonomy places the organism in Eukaryota, Metazoa, Chordata, Actinopteri, Perciformes, Serranidae. The record is from RefSeq and is a predicted model, not a curated record. The transcript is spliced from 5 exons.
AAGACAUGUGGAAAUUACCUUUCUGUUUCUAUAACAUUUUAAAGGACCAAAUAAAUGUGACUUUGCAUUUAUUUAUUAUCCAAUUUGGUAUUAGCCUUAAACCCUUAAAUAUUAGUGGAAUGGUUACAGCAGAUUUCUAUAUUAUUUCUCCUUUUCUCUUCAUUUUUAUGUGCUUUUGUUUUUUUAAAAUAUAUUUUUAUAUAAAUAUCAAUAUAUAUUUAGUAAAAUAUUCUGCAUUGUAUAAUCUGACAGUAUGUGGUCAUGUGACCUGUGUAGAGUCGCGUGUCAGUAAUCGGAUGAGCGCCUGUGAUUGGACAGACGCCCCGGACACCUACUGACAACAAAUGCUCUGCUGCGUCACUGACUUUAAUCUGCAACUGCAACAAACCUGUAGAGACAGUCAGGACCAAACCGGAAACCAGCCGGCGCUGCCUUCAAAGUAAAAUGCAGAAUAGCGAUUACUUUUCAGGUAAAAGCUAAAUCAAUAAUAAGUAACUAAAAACAGAGAAAAUAACCGAUGUAGCGUAAAUAUCAGUAGACACAGUAAAUGCUUAAUGAAAAGAAAUAAAAAAAACAUUGAGGCUGCGUUUAUUUUCAUUAUCUAUUUUAUUGAUGAAUCUGUUGCUUUUUUUAAGUGAAAAAGUUUCUUAUGGCAGAGGAUGAUUGGUAAAAAAAAGAAGAAAUUUUAGAAGCUGAAACUCAUUUAAAAAGCAAAAUCUUUGGUUCCAAAUAGUCCCUGAUGGUCUGAGUCAGUAAUGAUUAUUUUUUUUAUUGUUAACGAUAAUGAUAAUAAAAAUAAUAAUAAUAGAAAUUAAUUUUAAAAUUUUUAUUUGUAGAGCAUAUUUCAUACAACAAAUGCAGCAAAACCUGCUCUAUAAUAAGAUAGAUAAGGAUAAAAAUGCCAUAAUAUAUCAAACAUAAGAUCAGCCACACUUGGUAAUACCAGAAAAUUAAAUAAAAAUAGAAUACCCCUACAUAGAAUAUAUAACACAAGACACAAGGAGGGAAAUAAAAUCCACUGAAUAGUAAUAAUACAAAUUCAAUAAUAAUAAUAAUAAUAAUAAUAAUAUUAAGAAUACCUAUACUAAUAAAUAAUUGUAAAACAACUUAUAAUAAUAAUGACAAUAAUGAUUUAAAAAUUCCCAUAACAAUAAAUAAUCGUAAAACAACUUAUAAUAAUACCAAUUAUAAUAUUAAAAGUACCAUUAUUAAUGAAUAAUCGUAAAACUACUUAUUAAAAAAUAUUACAUUAAUAAUAUUAGCUUAAUUAAAUAAUAUUAUACUUUUAAUCGAAAUAAACUUGGCAUUUAAAAAAAAAAGUCUGAUUUGGUUUAAUCGUUGUCGCAACGUAUUUUGAAAGUUCGUACCGGAACUCGUACCAUGACGUGUGCGACUUGACACUUGAGUUGUUAGAGAGAAAGCUCCAUAGCAACCGAGAGGAACCACUGGCAGGAAAAGUUGAGAUUUUUUAUUUUAUCAGAGAGUUUUGCAGAAGAUGACGACUCUCUCGCAUGAAGACUGGAGCGUUACUUUGACAUAAAAAAAAAAUGCCAACCACUAAAGUUAUCAAGUCAAAUCCAGUCGAGGCUACAAGGAAACCCGCAGAGAGAACCGGACCGGUGAAGGGGCGGACGGGUCCCGGAGCGCAGAGCAGACUCACGGUGCCCGCUGUGCGUAAAAGCCGCGCGUCGAGCUGUCCGAGGUGUCCGACUCCGCAGUGGGAGCGGUGUGAGGGGCGCACCGGGGCCCGGAGCACCGCCAGGAGGUCCAGGUCCACUUCCACAGCCCCCAAAACCACCGUGGUCCGGUCCAGGACGAAUCCGGACUGCGGGAGGGCGACUGUGAACCCGAAGAACCGGGACGUCCGGCCUGAGACGAGACACGCCAGUCAGAGUCACAAAGCGUUCACCGUCAUCCCCCCGAACCCCAAGAAGAGACGAGAGAUCCAGAGAAAGGCGGAGGCGGAGCUCGCCGCGCUGGAGGAGCUUCGUCUGAGCCGAGCGAUGGCGUUCGUCUCCAUCGACCCGAGCAGCGUCGGCGGCUGUUUGAGUCUGGAGGAGGUUCGGUUGAAGCAGCAGCAGGAAAUGAUGCAAGCCAAGAGGAAACCCAAACCGAUGAAGAAGCAGGUUUUGGAGCAAACAGCCGUCCUGAGAUGCUGAGCGGCGCCUCUCCUCCAGCAAGUGUUUUAAUAGAAAAUGUACAGAAACAUGCAUUAUUUCUAUACUAAAUAAGAUUAUAUGUACAUUUUAUAUGCAGUUGUUUAAUAGACAUUUUAUACACAUAAUGCAUAACAGUAUUGUGUGUUUGUGUAAUAUGUAUGUUGUAUAAAAAUCACAAAGUUUAAAGUGUUAUUUCACCAAAACUACAAAAAAAAAAAUCUUUUUUUUUUUUUUUCCUGCUCACUGCGACGACUAUCCAGACAUGCAACCAUUUGUUUAUUUGUUUAUGUUUGGAAGUAUUACAAAAAAUUGAUACUUAAAUCCUCCAAAGCCUUGUUAGAAAGUGGAACCCUCGUUUGACAUUAUUUGUCGCUUGUUUUAAGACAUAAAGACUCAAUUGUUUAUAAACUUUCCACCUGCCGUGUAGACAGAUUUAGCUGAAAUUUUCCAUGUUUUGUUGGUAAGAUUUUUAUUUCUGCCAACACACAAGAACAAAUGACUUUAAUGGACUUAAAAAAACACUUAAUUUCAUAAAUAUUGUCCUGGUUACACUAGAUAAUCAACAGAACACCAUUUGAUUAUUACAAGUCUUAUAUCCAGUCUGCUGCAGCUGAGGCUCAUGGGUAAUGUAGUCUUCAGCACCAUUAAACACACCAAACUCAGGAACAAAUGUGCAGCGGUGGUUUUCAGACAUGUUAUUUAACUAAAGGCUCGCUGUAACACAAUUUUAAAAGACUUUAUUACACAUUAAGGGUAAAACUUUACAUGUAUAUUCAGCUACAUAUAGUUCAUAGAGUAUUUGUAACAUUUUUAACAGAUUUUUUUGUCUUUUUUCUUUUUUUCUCUUUUUACUUGCAUACUCAACUACACAUAGUUCAUAGAGUAUUUGUAACAUUUUUAACAAAUUUUUCUGUCUUUUUUUGUUUUUUUUCUCUUUACUUGUAUAUUCAGCUUCACAUAAUUCGUAGAGUAUUUUUUACAUUUCUAACAGAUUUUUCUGUCUUUUUUUUCUUUUUUUCCCUCUUUACUUGUAUAUUCAGCUACACAUAGUUCAUAGAGUAUCUGUAACAUUUUUAACAGAUUUUCUGUCUUUUUUUUCAUUUUUUUUUCAUAAACGGAGCCAAGAAUCUGAACUUCAGCAUCACAUACAUUCACCAAACUCUCCCGUUUAAUUCCUGUCUCUAAUCUGACUAAUUACAGGCGGAUUUGUUCCUGUAAUUCCCGUUCCAUGAAUUCACAGCCCGAUUUAAACAACAUUUUAUUUUACACUCAGCGGUCGUUUUAGUCAGCUGAGCUUUCUUUUGUCAAUUUUUUUUAUGUUUGUUCUCGUGCUGAAUGACUCUUUUUCAGCUAACUGAGGUAAACACGGGAUUUAAAGAGAUGCUUUUAUGUUUUUGCAUGAUUCUUUUUGGAAACAGUUCACAGAUCUGUCCAUUAGAUAAACUCAUAGAUUAGUCAAUAAUAAUCGUAUAGACAUUAGUUGACUAAGAAUUACUUUAACCGUCCUGUUAGGUUCGUUUCUCAGGAACAGCAUGAUGUGUAAUUAUCCACAAGUGUCAGAAACUAAAAAAUCCCAAUAAGAAUUGUUUAUAUUUCA